GGGACAACACGGGACAACACGGGACACCGCGACCGGGGGCCGAAUCCCGCAGCAUGUUCCUGUGGCUCCUCCUGGUCCUGAGCGUCUGCGCUCAGCCCGGAACAGGUCUCCCACCGCGCCGCAUGGACUCCGUGGUUCAGAUCCUGGAAGCCCUCGAGUCCUCCGACCACGGCUUCGCCGGCACCGUGCCAGAGCUGGCGCGGGCGCUGGGCGGCUGCAGCACCCCGGGGUGCCGCGCGGUGCUGGGAGAGCCACCUGAUGUCCCGGCAGCCCCCGCAGCGCUCAGCCACGAGCAGUGGCUGCUCUUCACCCAACUCCUCCACCGCGACGCCGCGGCACCCGAGCGCGGCGCGGUGCUGGCACCCGACGGCUCCACCGUCGCCCUUGGCCCCCUCUUUGCCGGCAUCGAGGUUGGCCUCAAGCGGGCGGCGGGGUGGCCCGUCCCCACCUUCGAGCCUCCCAUCGACGCGCUCUACGCCGUCACCGUCGCUGAGGCCUUGGGGACAUCCUUCCUCUUGGCUCGUGGCGGUGAUGGCAACCGAGCCACGCUGGGGCCCGGUGGCUGUUGGGACGACGUGGAUGACCCCCAAAACUACACCCUGCUGGGACCCCCGUCACCCAUCUCUGAUGCCAUCGCCAACGGGGCGAUGGAUGGGGUGCUGUUGGGUGCACAACUGGCCCGAGCACCCGUCCCACUCGCCGAUCUUCUCCGGGGCUACUACGGGACAGGCAACGGCACGGAGACGGGGCGACCUCCCAGCAGUUAUCGGCGUCGAGAUUUUGGGGUGCUGACAGGGCCGGGGAAGCUGGAGGAGGAGGUAGCGGCGAUGUUGAGGCUGCUGCGGGUGCUGCCACCCACCCAGGAGCUCUUGGAGGACGUGGGGCCGGAGGAGGUGGUGGCCAUCGCUCGCCAAGCGGCGCGGGACUUCACGGAGGUCUACGUGGAGUGCCCGGCCAUCGUGCCCCGGUGCAUGUGGGGUGCCCGUCCCUACCGGGGCACCCCCAAACCGUUGACCCUCCCCUUGGACUCCGUCUACAUCCACCACACCUUCAUGCCCAGCGCCCCGUGCCGCACCUUCCCCGCCUGCGCCCGUGACAUGCGGGCCAUGCAGCGCUUCCACCAGGACACCCGCGGUUGGGAUGACAUCGGCUACAGCUUCGUGGUGGGGUCGGACGGGUACCUCUACCAAGGCCGGGGUUGGCACUGGGUUGGUGCCCACACCAAAGGCUACAACAGCAAAGGCUACGGCGUGGGCUACGUUGGAGACUUCUCGACCACCUUGCCGGAUCCUGACACCAUCGCCCUGGUGCGGGACGGGCUCCUGCCCUGCGCCGUGAGGACCGGUCGGCUCCACCACAACUACACCCUACGCGGCCACCGCCAGAUGGGUCACACCGACUGCCCCGGCAACUCCCUCUUCCAGGAGAUUGAGACCUGGCGCGGCUUCAAGUGAGGAGCAGCCCGGGGGGUCCUGGUCUGAUGGGUGCGGGCAAGGUUGGAUCAUGGUCUAGAUGGAUGCUGCGACGGUCUGGAUGGAGCUUGGUCCAACAGAUGUCGGCCCCAGUGGAUGCCAGCCUGGGUGGAUGCUGGUCCAGAUGGCCACCAGUCUGCUGGCCACCAGCCUGGGUGGAUGCUGGUCCAGAUGGCCACCAGUCUGCUGGCCACCAGCCUGGGCAGACCCUGUUUCAGCUGGACCGUGACCCAGUGGACGCCAACCCUGAGGGACCCUGGCCCAGAAGAACCCCAGCCUUGAAGGCUGCCAGCCUGCGCAGCUCCUA
Molecule: messenger RNA, 1779 nt
Organism: Tyto alba (common barn owl)
Lineage: Eukaryota; Metazoa; Chordata; Aves; Strigiformes; Tytonidae
Gene: PGLYRP2
Product: peptidoglycan recognition protein 2
Exons: 5
Coding region: 54-1454 (466 amino acids)
Biological process (GO): defense response to Gram-positive bacterium; detection of bacterium; peptidoglycan catabolic process
Molecular function (GO): N-acetylmuramoyl-L-alanine amidase activity; zinc ion binding; peptidoglycan immune receptor activity
Source: RefSeq, a predicted model, not a curated record